AGGAACAUGAACGCAGCAGCAGGAUGCGGAUAUGACGCGUCGGAUGUUGCGUACUGGGUGACAUCGUUCAAAAUGGCGGCGCUGGCGUCCUUGAUGCUAAAAUCCCGAGCAAGUCUGCUGGCUCCCAGUCAUUCCUGUCUGCUGGAGUCGUCGAGGUUUGCGUCGAAGAAGUCCGGAGGCAGCUCGAAGAACCUCGGAGGGAAGAGUCCUGGCCGGAGGUUUGGCUUCAAGAAACAAGAUGGCGACUUCGUCCAUGCUGGGAACAUCCUCGCCACACAGAGGGAGAUGAGGUAUCACCCCGGAGGACACGUGGGCAUGGGUACCAACAACACCCUGUAUGCGCUGGAGGACGGCUUCGUCAGGUUCACCAAGGAGGUCUACAUCCCAGCGCCCCGAAGCCCCGAGGCCACCAGCGUCAUCACCAAGCUGCCCCGAGGAGCCGUGCUCUACAAGACCUUCAUCAGCGUGCUGCCCGUGAAACAGGAGGGCAGAUUCAAGCUGGUGGACCUGGUCUGAGGGAGUCGGAGCCCGGUGGGGACUCUUUUCUCUUUUUCAGGAACAAUGCCAGAGAAGUCGGUGACUCUGGGCUUCUUACAUCCCGUUGGAUUAUACUGACGGCUGGAAAUGCUGAGCGAACCUCUAAUCAGUGAUGCUUUUACAGGUUUCCUGUUGCAUUCAGAACCGCUUCUCAUUAAAAAUGAGCCUGUCGGGGAUGUAUUUAUUAUAGUUUCAGAAAAACGCAGCAUAUUAGGCAUUAGACGGAUUAGUGAGAUGUGAUAUUUAAUCCAGAUUUCUCUUCAGUUUAAGGUCAAUGCCCAUAUUUGGUCUGCUCUAAUAAAGUUUUAUAUAUAAAAAUCCUAA
Molecule: messenger RNA, 861 nt
Organism: Fundulus heteroclitus (mummichog)
Lineage: Eukaryota; Metazoa; Chordata; Actinopteri; Cyprinodontiformes; Fundulidae
Gene: mrpl27
Product: mitochondrial ribosomal protein L27
Exons: 4
Coding region: 7-516 (169 amino acids)
Biological process (GO): translation
Cellular component (GO): ribosome; mitochondrial large ribosomal subunit
Molecular function (GO): structural constituent of ribosome
Source: RefSeq, a predicted model, not a curated record